CUUCUCCCCGAUGCAUGUCCUUCGCCCCUAACCAUGAAGCCCGCGAGCAAGCACUUCUGCUGCACCAUCUGUCAGCGGGGUUUCACCCGCAUUGACCAUCUCAAACGACAUCAUCUCCGCCAUUCCGGUGUCCGCCCUUAUUCAUGCGUUUUCUGCAACGAGUCCUUUGCGCGUUGUGAUAACCUACGCGAUCACUACACGGACUGUGCCAAGCGCGGGGAUCAAAAGAUCCCGGAGACCGGUCAAAGAGGCCGAAGGCGACAUGCCUGUCAGUCGUGCACAUCGAUGAAACUGCGCUGCGAUGGUUUGAGCCCAUGCAGCUCGUGUCAGAAGCGGAACCUACGGUGUAACAAUGAGCGCAAGCAAACAGCCGACAACCUGGAGCUGGUCUCCGGCUCGGCUUCGGUGAAGCGUGAGGACUACGGAGCUUCCUCGGAUCGCGGGUCAAUCAAGUUUCUCCUCAAUGGUGGUACAGACAGUUUCACCGAGGAGUUCCUCCUUCCUCCCCGCAGCGAUCGCACUCGCGGCCUUGAGUACCAUAAUCAGAAGGGUCGGCAAGAUGCUGGGCAGAGAAUGCUCGACUUCCGGACAGGUGACCCGUCAGACUAUGCACCCGCGUUCGUCGAGUCGGACCCGGCUUCCCUCUCGUUCUUCCAGGAUACUUUUCUCGAUUUCUUCAAUGGUCCGUUCGGAAAUGUGAACAAAAUAGUCGGCGAUUCCUAUGCUGGUGGGGCCAACUUCCCUGCGAUGGUGCCCCCGAUACCAGAUCCCGGCCUCGCGUUCGCCCCGCAACCUACAUAUGAGCCGGAAGAACCGUACGCAGCCGGAUUGUAUCAGGCGAUUCUAGCACGGGCGUGGUCCGUCCCUCUCGAUACCCAAGCGCAGGAGCGUUUGUCAACAUAUCUAAGCUUUUUGUUGACGCCCGCCCGCAUCGACAAGUUCGUCCGAAUGUAUCUGGAGUACUGGCAGCCCAGUUGUGCCAUGGUCCACCUCGCAUCACUGAAUGUGAACACCGUUGCGUUGCCCCUGCUCGCAGCGCUCGUGUUCAUGGGUGCUACGUAUACGGCUGAUGAGCAGGAGAAGCAUGCUGCAAAGCAGGUGAUGGAUUUUGUUGAACUCUACAUUUUCUCCAGCGAGACCUUCUCUCCGGAGAACGAGGUGGCUUUGGCCUUCAGUGGACGUCGAAUGUUUGAUGGUGGGAAUAAUGACUGGAUUCAGUUUCAGAACCUGCAGGCCGGCUUCAUCAUGGUUAUUGCGCAGUACUGGUCGGGUAGCCCGACGGCGCGCAAUCGAGCGAUGGAAAACCGGUUCAGCGAAGUCAUCAAGGUCGCUCGUCGAAUGAGCCUUCCCAAAUGCCGCCAUAACCAACACCAGGCUGUCUCGGAGUUUCAAUGGAUUCAGACAGAGUCUCGCAUACGUACCAUGAGCAUCAUUCUGCUUCUCGACUGUGCAUUUUCCUUCUUUCAGAACUACCCUUGCCGUCUGUCACAUCUGGAAGUCGAGUGCGAUUUUCCUUGCGCCGAGUCCCUUUUCGCUCUCGAACACCCGUACUCCGAUCGCAACUUCCAGGCCUCGAGGGGAGUCACGAUCUUGGAAGCGUUUCACAAUCUAUUCGAGGAAGAUCCCAAGGACACGAUGCCUUCCACUCCGGACUCAUCCGCGUCUGGCAGUAUGGCUAGUCUGACAGUACUCGACAUGUUCAUACUGAUUCACGUUCUGUACACUUUUAUCAAUUCGCACAUGUCACUACUAGGUCCCAUCCUCCGGAAGACUCAGAAUUCUCAUCCGAAGCAUCUCUUCAGCUUCGAUCCCCCAGAGAAGAGCCAGUCUCGGGCGAUCCCAGACGACCUCAUGCUAGCCCAUAUCCGAGUCGCACUGGCCCGAUGGCGCGAGCACUGGAUGACGCUCAGCAACACUCUUUCGAGCGGGGAGUGGGCGUCGAUGGGCUUCUUUAAGAACGGGUACAACUUCUGGCUGGUUUCGCAACUGCUCAUCACGAAGAAGAAGAGCGUGGACGUGGUGAUGCAGAUGGAGGUCAACUGUGAGGACAAGUUGCAGAAGCUGAAGGUUCUGCUUGAUGAGAAUGACUGAGGUCAUUGCUCUGAUUUACAUGUCUCUCUUGAUAUGUCGAGGUCGCCUUAUGGAAAUAGGGAACUACAUAUGUAUGGGCGCGGGCGUCUGGAGCCAUAGGUCUGAGAAUAGGACAUAAGCCCACGGCGAUUAUGUUCUGUCUGUGUAUUACUACAUAUGAUGUGUAUUAUAUUAAUGUAUGGAAAGAUCUGAAUUGUAUGUGAGACGAAUCU
This is a messenger RNA of Aspergillus eucalypticola CBS 122712, 2303 nucleotides long. Its product is annotated as Zn(II)2Cys6 transcription factor. The record is from RefSeq and is a predicted model, not a curated record. Gene Ontology annotation, cellular component: chromatin. Gene Ontology annotation, biological process: regulation of transcription by RNA polymerase II. The transcript is spliced from 7 exons. Lineage: Eukaryota; Fungi; Ascomycota; Eurotiomycetes; Eurotiales; Aspergillaceae. Bases 34 to 2091 code for a protein of 685 amino acids. Gene Ontology annotation, molecular function: DNA-binding transcription factor activity, RNA polymerase II-specific; zinc ion binding; RNA polymerase II cis-regulatory region sequence-specific DNA binding.